Molecule: messenger RNA, 219 nt
Organism: Ilex paraguariensis (yerba mate)
Lineage: Eukaryota; Viridiplantae; Streptophyta; Magnoliopsida; Aquifoliales; Aquifoliaceae
Source: the annotation of a GenBank genome assembly
AUGGAUGGAGACAAAGGCAAGACAGCUGAUAGAGUUUUGACUCAGAAAGUGCACAACUUGGUAUUGGUGUGUGCAGUGUUCAAAACGCUGUCGUAUAAUGUCAAGGCCAAAAGGUUAGAGUGUCUUUAUGGCCAGCCCAAGAUCUGUUUCUAUUUGGGUUCUCACGGCCCACAGGGGCAUUAUGUCAAUGCCUCUAAGUUGACGGAGUUCUUGGCUUAA